Messenger RNA from Protobothrops mucrosquamatus (brown spotted pit viper), 1433 nucleotides. RefSeq names its product dual specificity phosphatase 4 (gene DUSP4). The transcript has 4 exons. NCBI's taxonomy places the organism in Eukaryota, Metazoa, Chordata, Lepidosauria, Squamata, Viperidae. The record is from RefSeq and is a predicted model, not a curated record. Bases 1 to 1182 code for a protein of 393 amino acids. Gene Ontology annotation, molecular function: MAP kinase tyrosine/serine/threonine phosphatase activity; protein tyrosine/threonine phosphatase activity. Gene Ontology annotation, cellular component: cytoplasm; nucleus. Gene Ontology annotation, biological process: protein dephosphorylation; endoderm formation; negative regulation of MAPK cascade.
AUGGUGGAGCUGCGGGAGAUGGACUGCAGCGUGCUUCGGCACCUCCUGCACCGGGGGGACUACAGCGGCGGGAGCUACAACCAAGCCGGCGGCGGCACCACCAUUAGCAGUUCCUCAUCUCCUUCCGCUGGCGGGAAGUGUCUCCUCUUGGACUGCAGGCCCUUCCUCGCUCACAGCGCCGGCUACAUCCGCGGCGCGCUCAACGUGAGGUGCAACACCAUCGUCCGACGGCGGACCAAAGGGUCGAUCAGCUUGGAGCAGAUCCUCCCGGCGGAAGACGAGGUGCGCUCCCGCCUGCUUUCGGGGCUCUACUCGGCCGUAGUUGUGUAUGACGAGCGGAGCCCGCGGGCCGAAUCUCUGCGGGAGGAUAGCACCGUGUCGUUGGUGGUGCGGACGCUGCGCAAGGACACGGAGCACACGAACAUCUGCUUGCUGAAAGGUGGUUACGAAAGAUUCCAGUCAGAAUAUCCAGAAUUCUGCACAAAGACAAAAUCUCUUACAGCAGCCUCUACUUUGGCACCUGUGGAGCAUCUGGACCAUAGCUGCAGUUCCUGUGGGACACCACAGCACGAUCAGGGUGGCCCGGUGGAAAUCUUGCCUUUUCUUUUCCUUGGCAGUGCUCAUCAUGCAGCUCGGAGGGACAUGUUGGAGGCCUUGGGAAUAACGGCUUUAUUGAAUGUUUCAUCGGACUGCCCCAACCACUUCGAAGGACACUUUCAAUAUAAGUGCAUUCCAGUAGAAGAUAAUCACAAAACUGACAUCAGCUCCUGGUUCAUGGAAGCCAUUGAAUACAUAGAUGCUGUGAAGGUGUGUCACGGACGGGUGCUUGUGCACUGCCAAGCUGGCAUCUCCCGAUCAGCUACCAUCUGUUUGGCUUACCUAAUCAUGAAGAAGCGAGUGAAGCUUGAGGAGGCCUUUGAGUUUGUCAAGCAACGCCGGAGCAUCAUCUCGCCGAACUUCAGCUUCAUGGGUCAACUGCUUCAGUUUGAAUCCCAAGUGCUGACCACAUCGUGUGCUGCUGAGGCUGCGAGCCCUUCAGGAACGCUAAGAGAGAGGGGGAACAGCUCCUCCACACCUACGUCCCAGUUUGUUUUCAGCUUCCCAGUCUCUGUGGCAGUGCAUUCCACUUCCAGUAGCCUUCCUUAUCUGCAUAGCCCUAUCACCACCUCUCCCUCCUGCUAGAGUAGAUCUUUGGAGGUGAACACCUAGGGACGUCAAAGGACAGAAUCCUACAGCCCCUACAGCCCCAUUGGCAAUCACUAUAGGCAAUAAAGAACUCUGCCCCCCACUCCCCUACAGCCAAAUGGAAUGCACCAAAGACAGCAAUUAUAAUGGGCAACGUUGCAGCUAGAAUGGAACCUAGUGGGGCAGUCGGUUCCAGCAUGUCCUUUCUUGGCAAGAUGUCUUACCUCAUUUUCUAAAACUAUAUAAAA